This is a messenger RNA of Penicillium digitatum Pd1, 777 nucleotides long. Its product is annotated as DUF3632 domain-containing protein. The record is from RefSeq and is a predicted model, not a curated record. NCBI's taxonomy places the organism in Eukaryota, Fungi, Ascomycota, Eurotiomycetes, Eurotiales, Aspergillaceae.
AUGGUCGCCAUCACUGAAGAUUUUUCUGCCCCUCGAUUUGCUAUUCUACAAGACCUCUUCAGCGACAGUAUAUCUGCACAACAAGCCGCUGGAUAUCUGGCUUCAAUCUCAUUGGCAGACGAUUCAGAUCGCGAGGGAGGAAUUUCCAGUCUAUGGAGCUUAUUAUUCAAAUGUGCAUACAAUUCCCCCGAGCACCAUGAUAAACUCGUCAGUGUGCUAGUCCAACUGUCAAAGCUCCCAAACGCAAAAGCAUCAAACGGAGACUCCAUUUUGCUCUAUGAUAUGCAAGUAUGGAAGGACCUACCAAUGCUUGGCUGGCAAUUCCGCGAUGAGUGGAAUGCAACCGUGCCAGCUGGACCUCCCGACUCUCGUCAAAACGCAAUCUCGCGUAUUGUCAACCGGGACAAAUUCACCGCACAUUUGAUGGCGACGAAAGAACCUGUCUUUGCAUACUCGUGGUUUGCCCUGAUUACUCUGCGAGGCGCACUGGAAACGCCAGCAGACCGAUCCUCCGGUGGGAAUCUAGAAGCAUUGAUUCCUGCAGCUGCUGCGUGGAUCACAAUUCUCGGGGCAGACAUCUAUCGGUGGAAUAAAGGGUCUGAUGGCAACCUAGGGAAAGGAGGUCCGCUCUGGAAAGGUCAACAUGGGUUUUCUCAGGAGAGGUGGCAGUUUUGGAAAGAGAGGUUUGGGGAGUUGGCUAAAUUUGAAGAGAUUGGAGACGAAGCAAGAAUUGCAGCAAGGGAAGCAGAGCGGAUGAUGGGAGAGAUUGAAAAGUGA